This is a messenger RNA of Microthlaspi erraticum, 1527 nucleotides long. Lineage: Eukaryota; Viridiplantae; Streptophyta; Magnoliopsida; Brassicales; Brassicaceae. The record is from the annotation of a GenBank genome assembly.
AUGAAAGGAAACCAAAAAGACUCGUCGGAGAAAUGGGAUCGGAGCUCUUCAGGUGUAUCCAUGACCCGACCCGCUGGAAAACUAAUGAUCUGGAUCAUCCUCUUCAUCUCCGUCACUUACAUCAUCUACACUCUCAAAAUCGUCUCCACUUCACAACCUUGCGAAGAUCCAUCCUCCGAGACAAUUCUCCUACAGAAACCGGAGAAAAAGGCGGUUGUGGCUGCAUCGGAGGCGUCGGAAGCGGCGGAGCACGAGGCGACCGAUUUAAACAACGUGGUUUUCGGUGUAGCGGCGUCGUCGAAGCUGUGGAAACAGAGGAAAGAGUAUAUCAAGAUUUGGUACAAACCGAAAAAGAUGAGAGGCUACGUGUGGUUAGAUAAGGAGGUAAAGAUCAAAUCCGACGACGAGGGAGAUCAAGAAAACCUCCCGCCGGUAAGAAUCUCCGGCGACACGGCGUCGUUUCCUUACACGAACAAGCAAGGACACAGGUCAGCGAUUCGGAUCUCUCGUAUCGUUUCGGAGACGCUGAUGCAUAUGGAUGCUGAUGAGAAGAAGAGCGUGAGGUGGUUCGUGAUGGGUGACGACGACACUGUGUUCAUAACCGACAAUCUGAUUAGGGUUUUGAGGAAAUACGACCAUGAACAGAUGUAUUACAUUGGGAGCUUGUCGGAAUCUCAUUUGCAGAACAUUUUCUUUUCUUAUGGAAUGGCUUACGGUGGAGGAGGUUUCGCGAUUAGUUAUCCGUUGGCUGUGGCUUUGAGUAAGAUUCAGGAUCGGUGUAUACAGAGGUAUCCAGCUUUGUACGGUUCCGAUGAUCGUAUGCAAGCUUGUAUGGCGGAGCUUGGAGUUCCUUUGACUAAGGAGACAGGUUUUCAUCAAUAUGACGUUUAUGGGAACUUAUUCGGUCUCCUUGCUGCUCAUCCGGUAACACCGUUUGUAUCAAUGCACCAUCUCGAUGUGGUGGAACCGAUCUUCCCGAACAUGACCCGAGUUCGUGCCAUCAAGAAACUAACCAUUCCAAUGAAGCUCGACUCGGCCGGGCUACUCCAGCAAUCAAUAUGCUACGACAAGCACAAAAGCUGGACGAUCUCCGUCUCGUGGGGAUACGCGGUCCAAGUGUUCCGCGGAUCGUUCUCUCCCCGGGAGAUGGAAAUGCCUUCAAGAACUUUCUAUAAUUGGUACAAGAAAGAUGAUUACACCGCCUACGCAUUCAACACAAGGCCCGUGAGUCGCAACCCGUGCCAAAAACCGUUUGUUUUUCACAUGUCGAAUGUGAAGUUCGACCUGAAACUGAACACGACUGUUAGCGUGUACACGAGGCAUCGUGUUCCACAUCCGGCUUGCAAGUGGGAUAUGGCUAACCCGGAGGAGAUCAACACUAUAGUCGUCUACAAAAAACCGGACCCUCAUCUAUGGGAUAGGUCACCAAGAAGGAAUUGUUGCAGAGUAUUACAAACAAAGAGGAAUAAUACAUUUUGGAUCAAUGUUGGUGUAUGUAGAGCAGGUGAAGUUACUGAAGUUAAGUAG